AUGUCUGCAAUUGAUUUGUUUAAUAAAUUUUCAUUGUGUAAUGAAAUAUCACUGCAUAUAAAAUAUGAAAUAAAACUAUUUCAUUAUAGUUAUAAUAAUGUAUGGUUUGUAACAAAUGAUGAUCAGGUCUAUGGAUUAGGUUAUAAUCAAUGUGGUAUAUUUGGUUUGGGUCACAACAUUGAUGUCAAUCAACCACAAGUUAUACCUGAAUUGUGUCAGAAAAAUAUUAACAAAUUUUCUAUCGGAACUGAUUUUGCAUUGUGUAUAACAAGUGACCAACAAAUAUAUAGCUGGGGUUGCAAUGGAUGCAAACAAUUGUGUAGACAUACCAGUGAUGAGUACAGCAAACCAGCGAUCAUUACAUUCUUAAGCGAUAAAUGUAUUAUUGAUAUCACUUGUGGUUCAUAUCAUUCACUGGCACUGACCAGUGCGGGCACUGUCUAUGGAUGGGGUUAUAACAGAUACGGACAGUGCGGUUGUGAACAAGAAUUUAAAUGUAUUGAUAGCCCGACUCGUGUUAUAUUUCAUGAAAAUAUUAGAAUUAAAUCAAUUUAUUGUUAUAAUUGUUGUUCAUUUGCCAUAACAAGUGAUGGACUUGUUUACAGUUGGGGUGAUAAUCAAGAUAAUCAAUUGGGACAUAAAAACUUAUACUUAUAUAAGCCAAUAGAGAUAAAGUAA
This is a messenger RNA of Oppia nitens, 678 nucleotides long. RefSeq names its product RCC1 and BTB domain-containing protein 1-like. Bases 1 to 678 code for a protein of 225 amino acids. The record is from RefSeq and is a predicted model, not a curated record. The transcript has 2 exons. Lineage: Eukaryota; Metazoa; Arthropoda; Arachnida; Sarcoptiformes; Oppiidae.